AUAUGGUACUCGCCCCAGUAUGCGGUGCUGGACGAGACCACGAGCGACUGCGACGCCAUGUCCACGUGGUACACGAUCUUGCACACGUCCAGGCCGAGCUCGACAAUCGGGUUGCAGCCAGAGCAAAACGACCGCGGCGCGAACCGAUACAUGGAGAUGUUGGCCUCCACCGUCACGCCAGGGGGGGGAUGGCCACGGACGUCGUGAGGCGCAUGUCCACGUCCAUGCGUGCGGGAAUGAACCCGAGGUACGCGAGCGUCGUGUGGUUGGCGUCGGGGGGCGGGGGGAGUUCGUCGGCCGUGAAGUACGUGUCGAGGGUGUUGCCGCGGAUGAGCUGCAUCCGGUUGAACACGACGCCGAGACGCAUCGUGGGGGCGUUCAGAGGCGGCAGCGGGUACGUCUGGACGAGUGUGCCGCAAAUGUUGUUGGUGUCGCUGUCGAUUAAGUGCGCGCCCGCGGUGAGGACGUAGUCUGUCGUGUCGCGAAUGUAGGACGAAUCCAGCACGUAGCUGACCAUGAACUGGCCAACUUCGGACAACGACUCGAGGUUGGAGUACGUGGGGAACUGAAAGUGCUGCGCGAGAAGUUCGGGUGACGGGAUGUUGAUCAACGGCGUGAGGAGGUAGUUGGCGUUUCCGAUAUAGUUGAUCACUUCC
This is a messenger RNA of Aphanomyces astaci, 656 nucleotides long. RefSeq lists its product as hypothetical. The record is from RefSeq and is a predicted model, not a curated record. Lineage: Eukaryota; Oomycota; Saprolegniomycetes; Saprolegniales; Verrucalvaceae. The transcript has a single exon. The annotation marks the transcript as partial.